CGUAUACGUACAAAAUCAAUUCACCAUUAUUGUUAAAACAUGACCUCAUUUAAUAAAAUUAAUGUUUCAACAAUUUAUUACUAAGCUUGUUUACUCAUAAUCGGUUUAAAACUCAACGUGAUUAUAAAUAAAAUCACGUGAUUUCGGUUUCCUAAAAUCAACUUUUUAUCUGCAUUAAAACGUCAGUUGUGUUUGCUGUUGAAUUCCACACAUCUAUUUUAUUAUUAAAACAAACAAAAAGGGGAGAUAAUAAUGUAAUUCGAUACAGUUCUAUUAUUCCUAAUUCUAAUAGUAUUGGUGGUGAUGUGCUUAAAAAGAUUACAAAAAGGAAGUGUUUGAAAGGUUAUGUCGGUGUAAGUCAAGGUUUUUGGGUUAAUUAAGAAGAAAUUAAGUGGGUUGAAAUUCAAGAUGAAUAGGAAACCAGCGCCUAGUUAUGGGGCCAUGGAAAAUACGACGGAAGUGGCUUUUUCUGGAACAUCCACUUCGGAUUUUAACACGUUGUGUGACAGCAUUGUUACUAACAUUUAUACCAUCAAUUCCUCUUGGAAAAGUUUAGAUAAUUUAACAAAGAACGUUGGUACUUCAAAGGAUAAUCGAGGCCUCAGAGAUAAAAUCCAUGUAACACAAUUAAGUACCAAUCAAAUUAUCUCCGCAACAACAACUUCGUUACAAAAAUUAAGUAGAGUAGUAAAAAAAGGGGAAAAGCAACAAAAAUUACAAUGUGAAAAGCUCACCGAUAAUUUUAAAGAUGCCGUUGCUAAUUAUUCAUCUCUACAAAAAACGUGCGCUGAUAAGAUGAAAGCGAAUUUGUUAAUGUCGCCCGUUGAGUUAGAGGAAAUGGAUAAAGAUGAUCCUCAAGCCCAACAACAAAUAUUAUUAGCCAGGGAGUUAGCUUUUGAAAAUGACAUGUUAAUGGAUAGAGAGGUUGCAAUUAAAAAAAUCGAAGCUGAUGUUUUGGAUGUGAAUGAAAUAAUGAGGGAAUUAAGUGUUCUUGUAUAUCAAGAUCGUGAAGUUAUUGAUUCAAUUGAAAAUAAUAUUGAUUAUACAGCCGGAACGGUAACUCAAGCAACUGAAGAACUCCAAAAAGCAGCUAGAUAUGGGAAUCGUUACAGAAAGAAACUUUUUUAUUUAGCUUUAAUUGGUACUGUUAUCCUGAUUGUUUUAAUUAUUGUUCUGGUGGUUGAAUUAAAGCGAUAAAAAGGUGGCGUUAUUAAAUAUGAGAUUAUUUUGUAUGUUUAUACUGUAUUUAACGAAAGAUUUUAUGCAGGAAUUAAUUAUUUGUAAAGGAUUUUAUUUAUUUAGGAAAACUUACGUUGACAUGUGUAAUUGCAAUUAAAAUAAUUUUGAAAUAUUAUCGUCGGUUUGAAGAGAAUCGUUUUAAUUUAGGAGUAAAAUAAAAUUGAUUAUAUUAAGAAAAAAUAAAGUUAUUAAAAUCA
Molecule: messenger RNA, 1436 nt
Organism: Onthophagus taurus
Lineage: Eukaryota; Metazoa; Arthropoda; Insecta; Coleoptera; Scarabaeidae
Gene: Syx13
Product: Syntaxin 13
Biological process (GO): vesicle fusion; vesicle-mediated transport; intracellular protein transport
Cellular component (GO): endomembrane system; SNARE complex; membrane
Molecular function (GO): SNARE binding; SNAP receptor activity
Source: RefSeq, a predicted model, not a curated record